Molecule: messenger RNA, 501 nt
Organism: Suillus paluster
Lineage: Eukaryota; Fungi; Basidiomycota; Agaricomycetes; Boletales; Suillaceae
Exons: 3
Coding region: 1-501 (166 amino acids)
Source: RefSeq, a predicted model, not a curated record
AUGUAUGGCUCUCAGAGCUCACAGCGCCGACCAAGUGGUGCUCCCGGUUUCUCUGUUCUAAAUCAUGUUAGCCAAGAACGACAGCAUACUGUGGUGGGGGACAUACCAUACAACUUUGGCAGUGAUCAAUCCCACCUGUCUCCCUUGACCCCCAUGACUCCUGCUCUGCCUCAACCAGAUGAUGUAUUCGGAGGGCCUCGUGAACAGACUGGCACUUCUGGUGAUGCUACAAAUGGGCUCAUGCAGAAUCAGCACAACCAGAUUGGCACUGGACAGGCUGGACAAAUGAGCUCACCAGAGUUUCCCGUCCAUUUGGGUUGCCUCAUGAACAUCAAACACCAUCCCAUCCUAUUGAACUGUCCUCCCAUGGGGGCAUGGUAUGGACUUACCACAGGACCUGGUUUCUUCGUUGUGAAGCUGAAACUAAAUCCAUCGAGCUGUGUGGGCAAGUCUAAUUUGAUGGUGAAGUUGCUCUUGCUUUCAUCCAACAUCUUUGAGUGA